GUGCGCCCGGCGGCGGCAGCCACCCCGAGCAGGGCUGAGUGUGUUUAUUUGCAUACGCGGGCGCGAUGUCCAGUUUGGGCGGGCUCGGUGUAUUUUGACUGCUCCGCGGUCCUCAGGCAAAGAGGAGGAAAUAGCAAGUGGACGCGGAUGCAUUAUUCUUGGGCGGAAGGGGUGAGGGCCCGGGAAGUGGGGAAAUCAGGGCCCUCAGUGGCGCCUGGGCGCCGGGGUUCAGCGGCUGCCUGAGGGAAGGAGCAACCGCCCGAGUGACCCUCCUCCCUUUGUGUCUGGGGUGGCGUCCACUGGCAGGGCGGCCCCCAGGCCAGGCCUCACUUCGACGACCCCGGGGCUGUGUUGUCCGCCCGCCGAGGUGACGCCUACCUCUCCGCUGGUAACGGAGGUCCCCGGAGGUCUUCAGGAGCCGCAGGCUGCGGAAGCCCAGCUCAGGUUGACAGCUCAGAGAGAAAAAAUUGAGAGAGGAUGGAUGCAAAAGCUCGAAAUUGUUUGCUUCAACAUAGAAAAGCCCUGGAAAAGGACAUCAAAACAUCCUACAUAAUGGAUCAUAUGAUUAGUGAUGGAUUUCUAACAGUAUCAGAGGAGGAAAAAGUAAAAAAUGAGCCCACUCAACAGCAACGAGCAGCUAUGCUAAUUAAAAUGAUACUUAAGAAAGAUAAUUAUUCCUACAUAUCAUUCUACAAUGCUCUACUACAUGAAGGGUAUAAAGAUCUUGCUGCCCUUCUCCAUGAUGGCAUUCCUGUGGUCUCUUUUUCCAAUGGCAAAGAUUCAUUUGGUAGAAUAACCUCAUAUGUAAGGACAGUCCUAUGUGAAGGAGGAGUACCACAGAGGCCCGUGGUUUUUGUUACUAGGAAGAAGCUGGUGAGUGCAAUUCAGCAGAAACUCUCCAGACUGAAUGGCGAACCAGGAUGGGUUACCGUGUAUGGAAUGGCAGGAUGUGGGAAGUCUGUAUUAGCUGCAGAAACCGUUCGAGAUCAGGACUUCUUAGAACGUUGUUUCCCAGGGGGUGUGCAUUGGGUUUCUGUUGGGAAGCAAGACAAAGCUGGGCUUCUGAUGAAACUGCAGAAUCUUUGUACACGGUUGGAUGAGGAUGAGAGUUUCUCCCAGAGGCUUCCACUUAACAUUGAAGAGGCUAAGGACCGUCUCCGCCUUCUGAUGCUGCGCAAACACCCAAGGUCUCUGUUGAUCUUGGAUGAUGUUUGGGAUCCUUGGGUGUUAAAAGCUUUUGACAAUCAAUGUCAGAUUCUUCUUACAACCAGAGACAAGAGUGUUACAGACUCAGUAAUGGGUCCUAAAUAUGUAGUCCCUGUGGAGAGUUGCUUAGGAAAAGAAAAAGGACUUGAAAUUUUAUCCCUUUUUGUUAAUAUGAAGAAAGCAGAUUUGCCAGAACAAGCUCAUAGUAUUAUAAAAGAGUGUAAAGGUUCUCCUCUCGUGGUGUCUUUAAUCGGUGCACUUUUACGUGAUUUUCCCAACCGCUGGGAGUACUACCUCAGGCAACUUCAGAAUAAGCAAUUUAAGAGGAUAAGAAAAUCUUCAUCUUAUGAUUAUGAGGCUCUGGAUGAAGCCAUGUCUAUCAGUGUUGAAAUGCUCAGAGAAGACAUCAAAGAUUAUUACACAGAUCUUUCUAUCUUUCAGAAGGAUGUUAAGGUGCCUACAAAGGUGUUAUGCAUUCUCUGGGACAUGGAAACUGAAGAAGUUGAAGACAUACUGCAGGAGUUUGUUAAUAAGUCCCUCUUAUUUUGUGAUCGGAAUGGAAAUUCAUUUCGCUAUCAUUUACAUGAUCUUCAAGUAGAUUUUCUUACAGAGAAGAAUCGCAGCCAGCUUCAGGAUCUACAUAAGAAGAUAAUCACUCAGUUCCAGAGACAUCACCAGCCACACACUCUCUCAUCGGAUCAGGAGGACUGCAUGUACUGGUACAGUUUUUUGGCCUAUCACAUGGCCAGUGCCAAUAUGCACAAAGAACUUUGUGCUUUAAUGUUUUCCCUGGAUUGGAUUAAAGCUAAAACGGAACUCGUAGGUCCUGCUCAUCUGAUUCAUGAAUUUGUGGAAUACAGGCAUAUACUGGAUGAAAAGGACUGUGCAGUCUGUGCGAAUUUCCAGGAGUUUUUAUCUUUAAAUGGACAUCUUCUUGGACGACAACCAUUUCCUAAUAUUGUACAAUUGGGUCUCUGUGAACCGGAAACUUCAGAAGUUUAUCGCCAAGCUAAGCUGCAGGCCAAGCAGGAGGUCGAUAACGGAAUGCUUUACCUGGAGUGGAUAAACAAAAAAAACAUCAAGCAUCUCUCCCGCUUAGUUGUCCGCCCCCAUACAGAUGCUGUUUACCAUGCUUGCUUUUCUGCAAAUGGUCAAAGAAUAGCUUCUUGUGGAGCUGAUAAAACCUUACAGGUGUUCAAAGCUGACACAGGAGAGAAACUUCUAGAAAUCAAGGCUCAUGAGGAUGAAGUGCUUUGCUGUGCAUUUUCUACAGAUGACAAAUUUAUAGCAACUUGCUCAGUGGAUAAGAAAGUGAAGAUUUGGAAUUCUAUGACUGGGGAACUAGUACAUACCUAUGAUGAGCACUCAGAGCAAAUCAAUUGCUGUCACUUCACCAAAGACAGCCAUCACCUUCUCUUAGCCACUGGGUCAAGUGACUGCCUCCUCAAACUCUGGGAUUUGAAUCAAAAAGCAUGUCGAAAUACCCUGUUUGGCCAUACCAAUUCAGUCAAUCACUGCAGAUUUUCACCGGACGAUAAGCUUUUGGCUAGUUGUUCAGCUGAUGGAACAUUAAAGUUUUGGGAUGUGAAAUCAGCCAAUGAGAAGAAGAGCAUUAAGAUGAAGCAGUUCUUCCUAAAUUCAGAGGAGCCUCAAGAGGAUUUGGAAGUGAUAGUGAAAUGCUGUUCAUGGUCUUCUGAUGGAUCUAGGAUAAUGGUGGCAGCAAAAAAUAAAGUCUUUCUUUUUGACAUUCAUACCAGUGGUCUAUUGGCAGAAAUCCAUACAGGCCAUCACAGCACCAUCCAGUACUGUGACUUCUCCCCCUGUGACCUUUUGGCAGUGGUGGCUUUGUCCCAUUACUGUGUGGAGUUGUGGAAUAUGGACUCUUGUCUAAAAGUAGCUGACUGCAGAGGACAUUUAAGUUGGGUUCAUUGUGUGAUGUUUUCUCCUGAUGGAUCAUCAUUUUUGACAUCUUCUGAUGACCAGACAAUCAGGCUCUGGGAGACAAAGAAAGUAUGUGAGAACUCUGCUAUAGUACUAAAGCAAGAAAUAGAUGUUGCAUUUCAAGAAAAUGAAGUGAUGGUUCUUGCAGCUGACAAUACAAGACGUCUGCAAAUCAUUAAUGGAAGAACAGGUCAGAUCGAUUAUCUGACUGAAGCGCAAGCUAGCUGCUGUUGCUUCAACCCACGUCUGCAGCUCGUUGCAUUUGGAGGCAACGAAGGAGCCGUUCAGAUUUUAGAACUCCUAAACAACAGAAUCUUCCAGUCCAGGACUGGGCACAAGAACACUGUACGGCACAUCCAGUUCACAGCUGAUGGGAAGACUCUUAUUUCAAGCUCUGAUGAUUCUACAAUUCAGGUGUGGAAUUGGCAAUCAGAGGAAUAUGUCUUUCUGCAAGCCCAUCAGGAAACAGUGAAAGACUUUAGGCUCUUGAAAAGUUCAAGACUGCUUUCUUGGUCAUUUGAUGGAACGGCGAAGGUAUGGAAUAUUGUUACUGGAAGACUAGAAAAAGACUUUGUCUGUCACCAGCAUACGGUACUUUCUUGUGAUAUUUCUUCUGAUGCUACCAAGUUUUCAUCUACCUCUGCUGACAAGACUGCAAAGAUUUGGAGUUUUGAAUGCCUUUCACCUCUGCAUGAACUGAGGGGCCACAAAGGCUGUGUGCGCUGCUCGGUCUUCUCUGUGGACAGCACCCUGCUGGCGACUGGCGAUGACAAUGGAGAAAUCCGGAUAUGGAACGUCUCAAACGGCGAGCUUCUUCACUUGUGUGCUCCGGUUCCGGUAGAAGAAGGAGCUGCCACUCACGGAGGCUGGGUGACCGACCUCUGCUUUUCUCCAGAUAGCAAAAUGCUUGUCUCUGCUGGAGGCUAUCUUAAGUGGUGGAAUGUUGUCACUGGGGAAUCCUCACAGACCUUCUACACAAAUGGAACCAAUCUUAAGAAAAUACAUGUGUCUCCUGACUUCAAAACAUAUGUGACUGUAGAUAAUCUUGGUAUUUUAUAUAUUUUACGGAUAUUAGAGUAAAAUACCUAAGCAUUUAUGUAAGUUGAACACUUUUAAAUUUUGAAUUGGAAAAAAUUAUAAUGAACCCUGUAUUUCAAGUUUUUAUAAAGCUGUGAAUUGUUUUGCAGUAUCGCAUUCAUUACAGAACUGUUUGUGGUUGGAUGAAUAAUACUAAUUGUAGCUUUUUCCCAGAUGAACACACCUUUAAUCUUGUUUUUCAUAAUCAUCAUCAUUAUUGUUAACAGUUUGUACUUAAGAUGCAAAUGAAAAAGUAAAUACAUACCUUGUUGUACUGUUGGUAAAAUUAUCUCAUGAUACAUUCAAAUUGGUUGCCAUAAUUAAUGAGAACAGUUUGAAGGAAAUGUGUAUUUAAUACUGUCAUUAUGCAGUUCGUGCCUCAGAGUAGCAGUGGUCUGCUUUGUGAGCCACACCCCAAGAGGGUGUAGUUCUCCCAAAUACAGUCUUGGAGCUUAUUUGCACCCCUUAAAUUUGCUAUAAAAAUAUUGUGAGUGUGUGCGCAGUUUGCAUCAUUUUCUUUAAUUCACUAGAUAAGUGAGUCUUAGAAUUUAAGUUUUUUCUAUGAAGCAAAAAUUAUGUGUGCUGGAGACAGCAGAUUUUAUUUGUCUCCCUUUUUUUCACUAGCUGAUGGCAGUCCAGUGCUGUAACUAGACUCUAGUUGUCAGCCUCUGAGUUGGGCACUAUCCUGCUUGUUCUGGUUUUUUAUACACUAGACCUCUUACUUGACUGAACUUGACCUUUCUUUCUUUUUUUUAAAGAAAUUUUAUUGGGGAAUGGUGUGUUUUUCCAGGACUCAACAGCUCCAAGUCAAG
This is a messenger RNA of Hipposideros armiger (great roundleaf bat), 5036 nucleotides long. It is a transcript of the gene APAF1, whose product is annotated as apoptotic peptidase activating factor 1. NCBI's taxonomy places the organism in Eukaryota, Metazoa, Chordata, Mammalia, Chiroptera, Hipposideridae. The coding region runs from base 478 to 4227 and encodes 1249 amino acids. Gene Ontology annotation, molecular function: protein binding; ADP binding. The record is from RefSeq and is a predicted model, not a curated record. Gene Ontology annotation, biological process: regulation of apoptotic process; apoptotic signaling pathway. The transcript is spliced from 27 exons. Gene Ontology annotation, cellular component: apoptosome.